Messenger RNA from Heterostelium album PN500, 189 nucleotides. RefSeq lists its product as uncharacterized. The transcript has a single exon. Bases 1 to 189 code for a protein of 62 amino acids. The record is from RefSeq and is a predicted model, not a curated record. NCBI's taxonomy places the organism in Eukaryota, Evosea, Eumycetozoa, Acytosteliales, Acytosteliaceae.
AUGAAGAUUAUGUUGUUUGGAAGUGUGAUUGUUUCGUCUUUGUUUAGUGUUGCUGCAAGUUUAAAAUAUGAAAAGGAAUGGGUUGGAUUGCAUUCUACUGCUUUCAAAUAUAGUUGUUGUUCUGUCAUUAAUUGUCCAUCAUUUAGUGUGGUAGAUUCACCACUCGAAAGUGAAUUUGCAAGGUUAUAG